AUGGUAUGUGGCGAGAAUCCACUGGUACUUAAUGAAGAGGAAUUGAGAUUGACCUCUCCGCUAAAUUCAGACACCAUCUUGAGGGACUCUGGGAACGAGAAGGGUUCAGUCAGAUUUUACUGUCACACCCACAGGAUGCCAGCCAUUGAUCUUUUCUCCUGUGGUCAUCUUUUUCAAGAUUUUUUCUGUCUUCAUGAGGAGAAAUCAGAGGGAGAAAGGACAGUGACUAGGUGUCUGACAAAUUAUUCUCAGGAUCUGGUGAUCCUUGAGGAUGUGGCUGUGGAAUUCACCCAGGAGGAGUGGACUUUGCUGGAUCCAACUCAGAGAAACCUGUACAGAGAUGUGAUGCUGGAGAACCACAGGAAUCUGGUUGCAGUAGAUUGGGAGAUUUGUCUUAAUACCAAAUGGUCAGCACUUCAGCAGAAUAUUUUGCAGGGGAAAACACCCAAUGGAGUCUCUGAGCAUUAUGAAUUUGACAAGUACUUUAAACACUCCCCAAAAUACAUUCAUACAUUGUUAGCUCAAUAUUUCAUAUAUAGAAUUCAGAUAAAGUUUUUGAAAAGUAAUUUCAUCUUGAUCAGUUAUCAGCUAAAUGCUAUAAGAAUCCCUGUGAAACAUAACAAUUCAAGGCAGAGGAGAGGAUCUCUGAAUGUAAUAAAGCUGGAAAACUUUUAUAAGACCUCACCAAUCUGUUCAUCAACAGGAGAGAAACACAUUGGAGAGGAAUUGUUUAACCAUUGGGAAGAAACCUUGAGUGAACACUGCUGCUUUAAGACUUACAAGAGAGCUCACAAUAGAAAGAAAAUGUGUGAUCAGUGUGUAAAAGCCUUUACAAAGAACUCUGCCUUUACAUACAACAAAACUGAUAAUGGAGAGAACCCUCCUAACUGUAAUCAGUGUGAAACCUUAAGCCAAAAUGCACAUCUGGUUCACAAGAAACCUUGUACUCCAAAGAAACCUUAUAAAUACUGUCAGAAAGGAAUUCCUUCUUCCUCACACCUUAGAGAAUAUGUAAGAAUUCGUAGUGGAGAGAGGCCAUAUGCCUUUAAGAAAUGUGGGAAAGCUAUUUAUCAUUCUACAAGCCUUUUUGUACAUGUGCAGAUUCGCAAAGAAAAAAUGUCCUAUAAAUCUAAAGAAUGUGGGAAAACCUUUAGUUGAUCUUCAUAUCUUAUUCAACAUUUAAGAACUCAAAGUGAAUUAAUGCCUGUGGAAUGUAAGAAAUUUGACAAAGCUUUUUCUUGUUCCCUAGAUCUUGCUAAACAUGUACAAUUUUAUACUAGAGAGUAACAUUAUGUUUGCAAAGAGUGUAGUAAAGAGUUUACUUGUUUAUCAGAACUGAAUACUCACAUGCGAAAUCACACCGGAGAAAAACCCAAGUGUAGUAAAUGUGAGAAAACCUUCACUGAUUCUUCAGGUCUUAAACACAGAGGAACUUACACUGGAGAGAAGCCUUAUCAAUGUGAGGAAUGUGGAGAAGCGUUUGUUAGGUCAUCACACUUUACUGUACAUAUAAGAACUCACACUGGUGAGAAGCCUUAUCAAUGUAAGGAAUGUGGGAAAAAAGCCUUUAGUAACUCAUCUUGCUUUGAAAAUCCCAUGCAAACUCACCCUGAAAUGAAACCCUAUGAUUGUAAGCAGUGUGGGAAAGCCUUUAUUUGAUCCUCCUUUCUUAUUCAGCAUUUAAAAAUUCACAGUGUAGAAAGACAUUUUGAAUGUGAGGAAUGUGGGAAAUCACUUAGAUACUCCUCAUACGUUAGUCAACAUGAAAGAACACAUACUGGAGAGAAGCCAUAUGAAUGUAAAAAAUGUGGGAGAGUCUUCACUAUUUCAUCAGGCCUUACAGUACAUGUGAGAACUCACACUGGUGAACGACCUUUUGAAUGUAAGGAAUGUGGGAAAGCCUUUACUCAACCCACAUAUCUUAUUUGACAUUUAAGAACUCACAGUGGGGAAAAGCCAUAUAUAGAUGAGGAAUGUGGGGAAACGUUUAGUACUUCAUGCCUUACUAAACGCAUAAGAAUUCACACUUGAGAGAAGCUUAUGCUUGCAGAGAAUGUGGGAAAGCCUUAAAUACUUUCUCUUUUUAACUUGUACUAAUUCAUUAUAAAGGUAACCUUAUUAUGAGGAAUGUAGGAAGCCUUUAGCUCUGUCUUGUAUUUUACUGUUCAGCUAUGAUUUCACAGUUGUGAAAAAUCUUAUAAAUGUAAGAAGGGUAGGGGUUUUUUUUUGUUUUGUUUUUUUGUUUUGUUUUUUGUUUUUUAGUUUUAUCCUUCAUUUGGGGGAAAUAUGAAAGCACACAUUUGGUUUGAAAAUGUGUGCACACAUUUGAAAGCACACAUAGGAUUUGAAGAGAUCCUAUGACUGAAAGAGAUAUAGGAAUGUCUUUGAUCUUUGUUAUUAGGAAACACAACUCACACUGGACAGGAAUGGUAAAUUAUAAAUGUAGGGAAUGUGGAAAAAGGCUUUGUUAAUUUUAUUUUACAUGUAGUAAGUCAUGUUAGAUUAUGAAUGUAAAAGCAAUACUUUUACAUAUAUUUUUAUAAAAAUUGAAAUCCUAAAAGGGUUUUUAAAAUGAAAAGCCUUUGCUACAAAGGGUUUUUAAACAAAAUCUAAAAGUAUAAAAAUUUUGGUAAAGUAUAGAGUACAAAUUUUCACUUACUGCAUAUAAGAAAAUUGAUACUUGAAAAGAAAACCAAGAAAAGCAUUUUUAUUUAAAUGAGUUGCCUUUCUGUGUGUGUGUCUUUUUUUCAAAGUAGACCCACAGUUUUAAAGACUAAUGAUGUUGAACAUCUUUUCAUGUACUUAUCAUCCAUUUAUUGUUGAUGAAGUGUGUGUUCAAUAUCUUUUUUCUUGUUAGAGUCUUUGGUUAUUAUUAAGUUUGGUUUUCUUAACAGGUUUAUUGAGGUAUAAUUGCCAUGCAACAGAUUGCACAUAUUUUAAGUGUACAGUUUAAGUUUUAAUGCAUGCACAUAUCCAUGAAACCAUCAGUUGUUUUCCUGUACACUAACAAUGAACAAAUAGAAUUUGAAAUUGCAAACACAAUACUGUUCACACAACAAAAUAUGUACUAGAUCUCUCUAGAUCUAGAGGAAUACUGCAAAAUUCUGAUGAACAAAAUCAAAGAACUGAAUGAAUGGAGAGAUAUUUAAUGUUCAUGGAUAUACUCAGUAAUUGUCAAGGUGUUAGUUCUUCCCAAUCUCACUAAUGGGUUCAAUCCAGACAAAAUUCCAGCAACUUAUUUUGUGGGUAUUGACAAGCUGAUUCUGAUGUUUAUAUGAAAAAGCAAAAGACCCAGAAUAGCUAACACAGCAUUGAAAGAGAAGAACAAAGUUGGAGGACUGAAACUGCCUGCCUUCAAGACUUACUAUAAACCUUGGGGCAGCUGGCUGCCUCACUAAGAAGAAUGUGAUCUUGGGGUCAUGAGUUUGAGCCCCACGUUGGGUGUAGAGAUUACUUAAGAUUAAAAAACUAGAUUUACUAUAAAUCUACAUUAAUUAAAACUGUGGUAUUGAUAAAAGAAUAGAUCAAUGGAACAGAACAGAGAGCUCAAAUAGGCCACAUAAAUAGUCAACUGAUCUCUGACAGAGGAGCAAAGGCAGUGGAAUGGAGUAAAGAUAAUUCUUUCCAACAUAUGGUGCUGGAACAACCAGAAAUCCACAUGCAAAACCAUGAAUCUUUACAGUCUAUAUUUAUAAAGAUUAAUUCAAGAUGCAUUAUAGACCUAAGUAGAAAACACAAAACUAUGAACUCCUAGAAGAUAACAUAGGAGAAAACCUGGAUGUCCUUGGGUGUGGCAAUCCUUUUAAAAUAUAACACCAAAAUAAAUAAAUA
This is a messenger RNA of Acinonyx jubatus (cheetah), 3831 nucleotides long. It is a transcript of the gene ZNF559, whose product is annotated as zinc finger protein 559. Gene Ontology annotation, biological process: regulation of DNA-templated transcription. The record is from RefSeq and is a predicted model, not a curated record. NCBI's taxonomy places the organism in Eukaryota, Metazoa, Chordata, Mammalia, Carnivora, Felidae. Gene Ontology annotation, molecular function: RNA polymerase II cis-regulatory region sequence-specific DNA binding; DNA-binding transcription factor activity, RNA polymerase II-specific.